UAGACUAACAUUUCAAAGGAAUUACAUAGUCAAUAGAGCUACAUUGCAUGUGAUAUAGACAAAUAUUUUGUUUUUAUAUAUUUCUAAACACAUAUCAGUGUUGUAUAUCAUGUUGGAGAUGCUUGAAUACAGUCACUAUCAGGUGCAGUCCCAUCUUGAAAAUCCCAACAAGUACCACAUUCAGCAGAACCAAAGACAGCAGGUGAGACAGUAUCUGUCAACAACAUUGGGAGGCAAAGCUGGCAGUCAGUGUCCCAGCCAGCCCCCCGAACACGGCUUGCCACCCGGGCCUGGCAGCAGUGCCCCCAACAGUCCAAUGGCUCAUCUCACCUUAACCUCUAACUGUGAGAAAGAGGUACGCGUAACAAAGAUGGAUGAUGUUAUUGAUGAUAUAAUUAGCAUGGAGUCAAGUUAUAAUGAAGAUGUUCUUGGACUUAUGGAUCAAGGACUCCAAAUAAACACCACACUACCUGUGUCUGGUAAUCUUCUCGAAGUAUACGGCAACCAAGGACUUCCACUCCCAGGCCUGGCCAUCAGCAACUCAUGCCCACCAACCAUUAAAAGGGAAUACACAGCUCCUGGCAUGAAGCAAGUACUGAGCAAACCUGGACCAUGUGGCCGGUACGAAAACUAUCAAAGAUCAGAUGGCUUUCCAGUAGAGGCUGAGGUUCGUGCUCUGGCAAAAGAAAGACAAAAAAAGGACAAUCACAACUUAAUUGAACGAAGACGAAGAUUUAACAUCAAUGAUCGGAUAAAAGAACUUGGGACUUUGAUUCCCAAAUCAAAUGACCCAGAUAUGCGCUGGAAUAAGGGCACCAUUCUAAAAGCUUCAGUGGACUAUAUAAGGAAACUACAGCGGGAGCAGCAGCGGACUAAAGAGCUUGAGUGCAGACAGCGGAAGCUGGAACAUACAAAUCGUCACCUUAUGCUUCGAAUCCAGGAGUUGGAGAUACAAGCUCGUGCACAUGGCCUCACAGUAGUUUCAUCCCCAACAGUCUGCACAUCAGAGAUGAUGGGUCGGGUCAUUAAACAGGAACCCAUCGUUGAUGACUGCCAUUCGGAGCUCUAUCAUCACACCUCAGCUCCUGACAUGUCCCCACCAACCACUUUAGACCUCAACAAUGGCACAAUAUCCUUUGAUCCGAUUCCUACAGACCCUGUGGAACCUGGCCCAUAUGGAAACCCUAGGACCUGUAAAAUGAAAGAACUGGUCAGGGACACUACAGUGUCACCAAUUUCCCCAAGCGACUCAUUACUAUCUUCAAUGUCUCCAGAUGAGUCGGUUAAUAUCCACCACAACUCUAAUUCAAGAUUGGAAGACAAGGAGUGUGCCUGUUAGUAUAGCUUUAAGAUCUCCAACUUUUAAAUUUGUAGCAUAACAACAAUGAGACACACAUUUUCUUCAGUAUUUAAUUAUAUAAUUACUGUGUUUUUUUAUUUAGAGCCACACAAUAACACUCACACUGGUUUAACGCUGUUCCCAUUCAUCAACCGGGAUUGGGUGCCAUCUACAGUAUGCUUAAGGGCACCAGGUACUCAGGCUUCCUUGUUUAUAUGAAGACUAAGACAGUGUAUAUCCUGCAACUUACACUGAGGUGUUUUCACUCAGGCACAUUUCAUUUUAAUGAAACUUGAGUUUCUUUUCUCCACUUGUUGCAGCUCAGACACAUUUUACAGAAAGGUUAAAAUUGCACUAUAGCAGCAAUUGGGUGCUAAUUGCCAUGCCCUGUCUUGUUCAGAUGUCCAAUCGCACAAACAAUCAUUUGUCAAAAGUGCAUUCUGAUUUUUGUACGUAUGUUGCAGUAAAACACAGAGCCCAUUGUUAGAAAUGUU
Molecule: messenger RNA, 1833 nt
Organism: Corythoichthys intestinalis (scribbled pipefish)
Lineage: Eukaryota; Metazoa; Chordata; Actinopteri; Syngnathiformes; Syngnathidae
Gene: mitfa
Product: melanocyte inducing transcription factor a
Exons: 9
Coding region: 110-1339 (409 amino acids)
Biological process (GO): melanocyte differentiation; regulation of transcription by RNA polymerase II
Cellular component (GO): nucleus
Molecular function (GO): DNA-binding transcription factor activity, RNA polymerase II-specific; protein dimerization activity; RNA polymerase II cis-regulatory region sequence-specific DNA binding
Source: RefSeq, a predicted model, not a curated record